Messenger RNA from Ostreobium quekettii, 1167 nucleotides. NCBI's taxonomy places the organism in Eukaryota, Viridiplantae, Chlorophyta, Ulvophyceae, Bryopsidales, Ostreobiaceae. The record is from the annotation of a GenBank genome assembly.
AUGGCCGCCUCGAUGACCGCCAAGUCGUCCGCCUUCCUGGCGCCGCGCGCGCUGGUGCCCCAGGCCCCGGCGGGCGCCCCCCGGGGACGUCCGGUCCACUGGGAAGUGCGAUGCGGGGCCUACGACGAGGAGCUUGUCGCCACCGCCAACAGCAUCGCUUCCGCCGGACGCGGCAUCCUGGCCAUGGACGAGUCCAACGCGACCUGCGGCAAGCGCCUGGACUCGAUUGGCGUGGAGAACACCGAGGACAACCGCCGCACCUACCGCGAGCUGCUGGUGACGACCCCCGGGCUGGGCCAGUAUAUUUCCGGCGCCAUCCUCUUCGAGGAGACGCUGUACCAGAGCGCCAGCGACGGCCGCACCUUCGUGCAGUGCCUAAAGGAGCAGAACAUCGUGCCCGGGAUCAAGGUGGACAAGGGGCUGGUGCCGAUGACCAACUCCAACGGCGAGUCCUGGUGCCAGGGGCUGGACGGCCUGGCGCAGAGGUGCGCGGAGUACUACAAGGCCGGCGCCCGGUUCUGCAAGUGGAGGUCGGUGGUCAGCAUCCCCGGAGGGCCCACCCCCAUGGCGCUCAGGGACUGCGCCUACGGCCUGGCGAGGUACGCCGCGAUCGCGCAGGAGGCCGGCCUCGUGCCGAUCGUCGAGCCGGAGGUGCUGCUGGACGGCGACCACGACAUCGACACGACCUUCAAGGUGGCCCAGGACAUCUGGGCCGAGACCUUCAAAUACCUGGCCGACAACAAGGUCCUGUUUGAGGGCAUCCUCCUGAAACCCUCCAUGGUGACCCCCGGCGCCGAAUGCCCCAAGAGGGAGUCCCCCGAGACCGUGGCUGACUAUACCCUCAAGAUGCUGAAGAGCCGCGUGCCGCCGGCCGUGCCUGGCAUCAUGUUCUUGUCUGGCGGCCAGUCCGAGAUGGAGGCAACGCUCAACCUGAACGCCAUGAACCAGUCGCCCAAUCCCUGGCACGUGUCCUUCUCUUAUGCCCGCGCCCUCCAGAACUCUGUCCUGAAGACGUGGCAAGGAGAUGCGAGCAACUCCAAGGCUGCCCAGGAGGCUCUCAUCAAGCGCGCCAAGGCCAACAGCAUGGCUCAGCUCGGCAAGUACGACCCCGCUGAGGAGUCUGCCGAGGCAGGCAAGGGCAUGUACGAGAAGGGCUACACCUACUGA